AUGUCUGUACAAAUCCCCUCACAUCAACGCGCAGCAGUCCGUCAAGGAUCUGGCCCAGAUGCAAAGGCUCCUGUCAAGACCGUCCCCGUACCUAAACCAGGCCCAGGCCAAAUUCUCGUUAAGGUAAAUUGGACCGGCCUCUGUGGUUCAGACAAAUCUCUUCUCCACGAUGAAUGGAGUGAUUUCGGCGUCAGUAUGAAGGACGUCACUGACGGCAUCGCCGGCCACGAGGGAGCCGGCCCUGUCGUGGCCGUGGGUGAAGGUAUGGAGAAGCGCUGGAAGAUUGGUGAUCGAGCUGGCGUCAAGUGGAUUGCCAGUACUUGUGGGGAGUGCGAUUUCUGCCGAGUUGGCUCUGAUGAGGUUCAUUGCCCAGGUCAAACAAACAGUGGGUUCUCUGUGCCGGGGACAUUCCAGGAGUAUGUUGUUGCAGAUGGGCGAUAUUCUUCCAGGAUACCUGAUGGUGUUUCUGAUGAAGAGGCUGGACCUAUCAUGUGUGGCGGUGUCACCGCGUAUACUGCUUGUAAAAGAUCGGGAGUCACUCCAGGACAGUGGCUGGUCAUUCCUGGCGCAGGCGGUGGUCUCGGCCAUUUCGCAAUUCAAUAUGCGAAAGCAAUGGGCAUGCGUGUCAUUGCCAUCGACGGUGGCGACGAGAAGCGCGACUUGUGUCUCAAACUCGGCGCCGAGGUAUUCAUUGACUUCAAGACUACCAAAGACAUCGCAACCCAAGUGCUCAAGUUCACUGGGCACGGCGCUCACGGCAUCAUUGUCACAGCUGCGACCCGAGCAGCAUACGAAUCAGCUCCAAACUAUCUCCGUCCAAACGGAACAGUUGUUGCUGUCGGACUUCCUCAGGAUCCUACUGUUCUUGCUGGUGCGCCACCGAUGGUUGUCGCACUGCGAAGGUUGAAGAUUGUGGGGAGUGUCACCGGAAGUCUGAAGGACGUCGAGGAAGCUCUUGACUUUACAGCCAGAGGUCUUGUUCGCCCGAUUCUGUCAAAGGGUAAGCUUGAGGAUCUUGAUGAGUGGGUGCACAAGUUAGCGACUGGCCAGGUUGCAGGCCGUUGUGUUCUUAAGGUUGCAGCAUGA
Molecule: messenger RNA, 1086 nt
Organism: Fusarium venenatum
Lineage: Eukaryota; Fungi; Ascomycota; Sordariomycetes; Hypocreales; Nectriaceae
Cellular component (GO): cytoplasm
Molecular function (GO): alcohol dehydrogenase (NAD+) activity
Source: RefSeq, a predicted model, not a curated record